Molecule: messenger RNA, 399 nt
Organism: Entamoeba invadens IP1
Lineage: Eukaryota; Evosea; Mastigamoebida; Endamoebidae
Product: WD domain containing protein
Exons: 1
Source: RefSeq, a predicted model, not a curated record
GUCUCUGAGAUUUAUAUGAAAGAAGGGAAGAUCACUUUUAUAGAUGAGAACGGGAUUGUUGCUGUGUUGGAUGGCGAAACGAAAGUGCCAAAGAUUGUGACGAAGAAAAGUGAAAAAUUUGAGGUCAAUGCGAUCGCGUUCGACAACUUGUCAAUCUCAAAUUUUGUGAUGAUUAGACAAGAAGAUUUUAUUUAUGUCAAUUUGAAACCAAAAGAAAAAUCACGUGAUGGGUUGAAAAAGAUUGGCCAAUUCACUCAGAAAGAGGCGGGUUUAAUUGUCGGGGCUGAUUUCUGUCAAAACGGAGAUUUGGUCAUCGUCACUCAACCGUGGCUCAACGUGUUACAAGAACUCCCCGAACCUUUCAAGUUCUAUAAUAAGGUCACAAGGAAUUUUGAUUGA